UUCGUUCUCUCACCUCUUUUCUUUUCCUCUCCGUCCCAUUCACUCUUUUUUCCGUCUCUACUUUUCGGUCCUCUUCUCCUCCGGCCGCAUCGAUCCGAUCGGAGGACUCGCCGUUCGACUCCCGCAUGUCUCUCUGCUCUUCCGUUUCAUCCCUUCUUCGUCCCCGGGCGUCCCGGUGGCUCCGCUGCAGCGGUUCCACCUCGUGGCUCCGCUGUGAUUCUCAAUGGACAUUUUAAUUGGACGUUGUCGGAGACGUCUCGUCUGCCCUGAUCCCCGAACUCCAGAUGGGGACGCCGUGACGCCGCGAUGGACUUCCCCGACUCGCCCGGCGCGUUCACGGCCGCGCCGCCAAACUCCUCGUCGGAGAGCGUCAACCAGACCUCCUCCUCCUCCUCUUCCUCGCCGAGAUCCCCGCCUCACUCGCAGGUGGCGUCGGUGCUCAUCGUGCUGGUGGUGUCCGUCAUCAUCCUGGGCACCGUGGUGGGCAACAUGCUGGUGGUGGUGGCGGUGUUCACCAGCCGAGCCCUGAGGCCGCCGCAGAACCUCUUCCUGGUGUCGCUGGCGUCGGCCGACAUCCUGGUGGCCACGCUGGUCAUCCCCUUCUCGCUGGCCAACGAGGUCAUGGGCUACUGGUACUUCGGCUCCACCUGGUGCUCCUUCUACCUGGCUCUGGACGUCCUCUUCUGCACCUCCUCCAUCGUCCACCUGUGCGCCAUCAGCCUCGACCGCUACUGGUCCGUCACCAAAGCCGUGAGCUACAACCGCCAGCGGACGCCCAAGCGCAUCAAGGCGAUGAUCAGCGUCGUGUGGCUCAUCUCCAUCGUCAUCUCCUCGCCGCCGCUCCUCAUGACGCAGAAGGAGGAGGGCGGCGGCGACGAGUGCCUCCUCAACAACCAGACGUGGUACAUCCUCUCCUCCUGCCUGGUGUCCUUCUUCGCGCCGGGCGUCAUCAUGAUCCUCGUCUACUGCAAGAUCUACCGCGUGGCCAAGCAGCGCGCCUCCACCGUGUUCGUGGCCAAGAACGCGGCGGAGCGCCGGCCGUCGCAGUCGGAGACGUGCUUCGAGGGCGACGCCGCCAGCUGCCAGCGGAGAGGCGGCGGCGGCUUCGGCGGGUCGUCCGGCUACGAGAUGGAGAGCCCGCGGCCCGCCAACCGCCACAGCUCCUCCAACGUGGACAGCAGCAGCAGCCGGCGAGAAGAGCUGGACGACAUCGACUUGGAGGAGCGGAGCUGCAGCGCCGUCGCCAAGGCGUCCGUCUCCUUCUCCUCGGCGCUCCGCUUCCCCAGGAGAGCCGGCGGCGGCGUGAAAGCGGAGGAUGCGGAGGGCGGAGCCUCCUCGAACAGCUUGAAGCCCCCGCUCCGCCCUCCGCCGUCCUGCGCCUCCAUAUCGUGGGUGUCGUCCGAGACUUGCUCGCACCGCCUGCUGCUCCCGUCCCCGGCGCCGCUCCGCAGCCGGCGGCGGACGGCGCUGUCCAAGAACAAAGUGGCGCAGAUGCGGGAGAAGCGCUUCACGUUCGUGCUGGCGGUGGUGAUGGGGGUCUUCGUGCUCUGCUGGUUCCCGUUCUUCUUCACCUACAGCCUCCACGCCGUCUGCAGGGAGAGCUGCACCAUCCCCGACUCGCUCUUCAACCUGUUCUUCUGGAUCGGCUACUGCAACAGCUGCCUGAACCCCAUCAUUUACACCAUCUUCAACCGGGACUUCAGGAAGGCCUUCAAGAAGAUCAUAUUCCAGACGCAUAAGAGGACAUGAGUGUGUGUGUGUGUGUGUGUGGCACAGACCCGGCUGCAGAAACAAAUUAGAGGGGGGGCAUUAAAUUUUUUGGGGGGGUCACACUUUUUCAUGCUACAUUUUAUUUGCUUCAACGGCUCUGUGGCUAUUCCUACGGUGCUAAAAACUCAUAUUUGGCUCUCAUUAAAAGGGGCAGUUCAUCCCCAAAUCCAAAAACAAACAAACAGUAGUGUAGUGUUAUGUCUAUUUAUUUAAAUGAAACAGACAAAAUAGACAAAAAAUAUAAUCUCAAUAAUAUAUAUAUAUAUAUAAUUAUAUUAUAAUAAAUA
Messenger RNA from Pseudoliparis swirei, 2057 nucleotides. RefSeq names its product alpha-2Db adrenergic receptor-like. The coding region runs from base 307 to 1749 and encodes 480 amino acids. The record is from RefSeq and is a predicted model, not a curated record. Gene Ontology annotation, biological process: adenylate cyclase-activating adrenergic receptor signaling pathway. Lineage: Eukaryota; Metazoa; Chordata; Actinopteri; Perciformes; Liparidae. Gene Ontology annotation, cellular component: membrane. The transcript is spliced from 3 exons. Gene Ontology annotation, molecular function: adrenergic receptor activity.